AUGUCAGCAACAAGCACAAUCGAUAAAUUUUUUGAAAAUAAAAAACAAUGUCAAUUUCAAAAUUGGUAUGAUAAAUUUAAAGCCGUUACAUUUAGCAGCGUUAUUAUACCACUCCCAAAAAUUUUUAUAGAUUAUUUACAAAGUGAUGAUUUCUCAUUUGGUAAUGGUGAUUUUCCAGAAUUUAGAGUAGAAGAUAACGAUUUACUAGAUGAUAACAAUUGGUCAACACCAACAACAAUUACAAAACCAGACCCAAAAUAUUAUCAAAGUAAUAGCGAUAAUGAAGAAGAAAGUGAUGAUGAUGAUGAUGAUGAUGAAGAAGAAGAGGAAAAUUCAAGUAAAAACAAAAGAGUUAUCAAACAAACAGAUUUUCCAGAGUUAUUAGAUAAAAUUAAAACAGCAAUUGAAAAAAUGGGUGGCACUGUUAUUCCAAAAUUAAAUUGGUCAGCUCCUAAAGAUGCAAUUUGGAUGAAUACUUACAACUCUCUAAAAUGCACAACACCAACCGAUAUUUUCUUAUUAUUAAAAAGUUCUGAUUAUAUUAAUCAUGAUUUAUUACAAUAUAAAAUUAAAGAAGAAGAAGACGAUAAUACAACUACACCAUUUGUUUUAGUUUUAAGAAAAUGGCAAAAUCUUCACCCAUCAAUGGAGUUUAGAUGUUAUGUUAAAGAUAACAAGCUAAUUGGUAUCUCACAAAGAGACACCUCAACUUACUUCAACUUUUUAAAAGAUAAAAAAGAUAAAAUUUUAAAUGCAAUUAUAAAUUUUUAUGAUAAUUCUAUCAAAGAGAAAUUCAAUUCAAGUUCAUUUACAUUUGAUUGUUAUGUUACAAAAGAUGAUAAAGUUUGGGUUAUAGAUUUUAACCCAAUUCAUCCAAGUACAGAGUCAUUAUUAUUUUUAUGGGACGAACUAUUCCCAGAGUUAAUCGAAGACGAUGAAGAAAGUUUACAAGCUAAAAAAGAAGACCCAAUUAAAGAGAUUACCGAAUUGGAAUUUAGAAUUGUUCAAGAUGAAAACUCUAUCAAACCAAACCUUUCAAUGAAGAGUAGAUUACCAUUAGAGUUAAUGAAUUUAUCAAAUAGUGAUAAUAUCAACGAACUACUUCAACAAUUUAAUGACCAAAAUAAAAAAUAA
Molecule: messenger RNA, 1134 nt
Organism: Dictyostelium purpureum
Lineage: Eukaryota; Evosea; Eumycetozoa; Dictyosteliales; Dictyosteliaceae
Exons: 3
Coding region: 1-1134 (377 amino acids)
Cellular component (GO): cytoplasm
Source: RefSeq, a predicted model, not a curated record